CUCUCACACGGGUGAGCCCCAAUUGUCCAUUCAUAGCACCACCACUCCCCUUUCUCAACCCUACCCUUUAUAGGCCCCACCACCGCAUACAAACCCCUUCCCCCUCCCUCCCACCCCUUCUCCUCUCUCAAUUUCUCCUCCUCUCCUCCGCCGCUCAGCCUCACACCACCUCCAGCAUAAACACUAGGGCGUGCAACCUCUAGCUAGCAUAUAUAAUUCAAUUUUCUUUAUGGACAAGAGUGAGAGGGAGACACACGACUUCAUGAACGUGGAGUCCUUCUCUCAGCUUCCUUUUAUCCGCCCUGCACCCGUCAAAGAAAAGGCCAUACGUCUCUUUGGCAUAGAAUUCGGAGGCAACGUAGUCGACUCUCAUGCAGUGGUUGAUGAGUCUGCAUCCGCCGAAACCAUUGAAGACACUGUAAAGGAAACCGAAAGUAGUGGAGAUAACAAUAGAAGAUUUGAGUGUCAUUACUGUUGUAGAAAUUUCCCUACUUCUCAAGCUUUGGGUGGCCAUCAAAACGCACACAAAAGAGAACGCCAACACGCAAAACGGGCUCAUCUUCAGUCGGCAAUGGUUCACAGUAGCCUCUCUGACGCUCAUAUUUAUGGGUUGGUGAACUACAGGAUAGGCUCAAAUCCUAACCCACCCAUGUCUCACCCUUCAUGGAAUAGCCACGCCAAUGGUUCUAGGUUUUAUGGUGGUCAUGGCUCCUACAGUCAGCAGCCCAUCAAUGGGAGUCCAUUAGGCUUGUGGCGGAUCCCAGCCGCUCACGGUAGUGCUACUCUUCAUAGAGACCGUUCUGUGCAUCCGUUGCCUUUAUUUGCCGGCGAGGAGUUGAAUCCCUCGCAGGUGGGUGGGUCUAGCGCGCAGGGACGUUAUGGAUACGAGUCAAAGCCAAACAUGCAAGACCAUGUGAGUUUAGAUCUUCAUCUGUAGUUCGAUAUAUAUAUAAUUUGAACAAAAUGAGAUAGUGAGAUUUCCAUUAGCUGCUAAUUAAAUCUUUAAUUUAUCCUGCAAAUUAGACAAUUCUAAUUAUGAACACCCAUUAAUCAUUCUAGUAUAAUUAAUUAAUUUUCUUGUAUAAAUGACAUGAUUCAUUGUAAUUAACUAAUUUAACAACAAAGAGAUAGCUUUUUAAUUGAUUUAAUUAAAAAUUAAAUAAUUAAAAUAUAGUCGGAGAAAUCCAUUGGAGCUUCUUGAUGUAUGUUCAGUUGUCUGUUUACACUUCAGAGUUCGUCACACGUGUGAGGAAUAUGUAUAUUCAAAUUGGGUAUCAGUUAACAGUGCAUGAAGGUUGUGUAGAUAAACACGUGUGCAUGUAUCUAUCUGUUGUUCAUCAGACGAGUUGAUUAAUAAUGUUCUAGGUGGGUUUUGAUCCAGUGCAAGUGCUCCAAAUAACAAAGAUGAAAAAGGACGAUUAGAUGAUGAUAAGGGUUUUCAUAUGUGUAGUGAUCUGCUGAUAAAAAUGCAGAAAGAAAACGAUAUUUCCUUGACAAUUUGCUGCACAAAGAGCUUGAUGAAGAGCCAAACUUUAAUGCACACACAAACAAACAUUAAUAUGUAUUGUCCUUUUAUUUUUUUUU
This is a messenger RNA of Manihot esculenta (cassava), 1584 nucleotides long. Its product is annotated as zinc finger protein 8. The record is from RefSeq and is a predicted model, not a curated record. Gene Ontology annotation, molecular function: DNA-binding transcription factor activity. Lineage: Eukaryota; Viridiplantae; Streptophyta; Magnoliopsida; Malpighiales; Euphorbiaceae. Bases 230 to 937 code for a protein of 235 amino acids. Gene Ontology annotation, biological process: trichome morphogenesis; response to gibberellin; trichome differentiation. The transcript has a single exon.